GCUCAGUUGGAAUAUAAACACAGUCGCGAAAGGUUGGACAUGGACACAAUUGUCAAACGGUUCGAAGCAAAGCAAAAGUGAGCGGUUUCAUAGUUUGUUUUUUUUUUUUAAUUUAAAAAAAAGUCUUGAAAUUAAAAAAAGAAAUAGUGCUGAAGUGAUAAUUUGUUUAAAAAAAUAAAAAACCAAACUUGAACAAUUGUCAAUGAAUGAAAAGUUAAUUGUGGGAAAACAAUUAAUAACAAAUUUAAUGCUCGGUUGCCUGGCUUUUUUGAAAAAAGAAGAAAAAUCAACGUCAGCUAUUUUCCGUUUUCUUUAAAGAAAAAAAAGACACGACUGACAGACAGACAGUGUGUGGUUUCGUUGUGAUAAGAACCAAACCAGCCGGUCACCAAACAGCCAAUAAAUAGGCAACCAACAAAAACAAUACAAAUUGUUUUUCUUUUUCUUGUUUUGUGGCUAACCAAACAAAAAAUAAUAAUUUUAUUCUGCACCGACUUCUACAUAACCAAAAAAAGGAAUUCCACAUCCAGCUUUGCCAAAUUCGGUUGAUUUUAACGAAUUCCUACACCGAAACAAAUCACAUGGAUAUUUACAAUACAAAAUCGGAAUUGAACACUAGAAACUGUAAAUAAUAAAGGAAAUACAAGAGAAAUAAUAAUAUAUUCUGCUAUUAUCAAGUGAUCUAAGGAACGUGAAACAGACGUCGAAGGAAGGAACCUACUUAAAUUCGAAAGCCUCGUAUUCUGGACAUUAUGAUAUUGAGAAGUGUUUUCCUGUUUGCAAUUUGUAUGCGUUUCGUUUAUGGUGGAAAUGUUAAGCGACCCGAAUUAACGAUUUCCGAAUGUGCUGCCAAGCUGGGCGAAUGUGAUGAAAGCAAAGGAAGGCCAGUAUGUGGUACCGAUGAUCAAACAUAUCCCACAAGAUGUCAUCUGCUAAGGGUACAGUGCAGUGGUCAUCAAGUCAGUCUGAAAUAUCGUGGACCCUGUAAAGCCUGCGCCGAGGCACGUGAAUAUGCCCUCCGACAUCGCAAUAAAUAUCCACCAAAAUUUAUACCACGCUGUAAAUCGGAUGGCACCUAUGCUCCCAUACAAUGUCUCAUGGAUAAGGGUUGUUGGUGUAGCGAUUCCAUGGGCACGCCAAUCAAUGAUACCACAGUGAGGACGGGCAAGCCGAAGUGUCGGGAAUUUAGCAAAGCAAAUGUAAGGCGUUCACCGUCCAGAAAUAAUGGUGGCAACCGCAAACGUCCAUGUACCCAAGAAGAUCGUGCCACGUUUAACAGUCAUUUGAUUCGGGUAUUUCAAAGUGAAUAUAUUCGAAGUAAGAGUACACAGUAUCAGCGUGAGAUGGCUAGCGGCAGUCGUAGUAAAGCAUCAUCUUUGGAUACUUUCAAUCCACCAAGCGAGACGGAGGUGAUGGAUUGGAAAUUUUCCAAUUUGGAUGUGAAUCGUAAUCAAAUGUUGGACAAAAAUGAAUAUCGUGAAUUGAAGAAGUUGGUGAAGAGGGCUGUCAAACCGAAACGUUGUGGACGAGCAUUUGGCAAAUUCUGUGAUGUUGACAGUGAUGAACGUCUGUCGCGAUUAGAAUGGAAUAGUUGUCUCUCCAAGGAUGGCUCCAAUCGUCAUUUACUAAUUAUGGGUCAAAAACAUAACAACACCACAACCACCAAGAAUAACACUAAGCAUCGCAAAAACAAUAUUAUACACUCGAACACGGCCAAUACGAACAACAACAACAGCAAUCAGCAACAACACCACCACCAACAACAACAGCAAUUCACGAGCACGUCCAGCCAACAACAACAACCACACCAUCAUCUUAACAACAACAUACCGCAUCACCAUAACAAUAAUAAUAACCAUCAAAAUCGUUUACGUCCAGAUUCGUAUGAGGACAAUGAAAGCAAUGCUGCUGCUGAUAAUGAUGAAGAUAGCAGUAGCCAACAUUUGGACUACGAAGAUGGCGAUGAUUACGAAGAGACCGAUGAUGAUGGUUCAUCGACCAAAUUUCCAUCCAUAUAUAUUUUAAAACCCCCUACCGAGAUUUCGACGAAGGAAUCUGAUAUCGAAUCAGAUUGCCUAGCUGAUCAGGCAGCGGCUUUGGAAGAGAAAAAGCUUGGUAAUACGUUCUAUUAUGUACCGGAUUGCACCAUCGAUGGUCGCUAUCAACGCAUCCAGUGCUACAAUUCCACCCCAUACUGUUGGUGUGUCAAUGAGGAUACGGGUAAAACCAUACCAGGAACCUGGGUAAAACAUCGCCGACCCCAGUGCGAUUCACUUUAUACCGUCACCAGAGCCAUGAAAGGCUGUCCAGAGGAACGAAAAGUGGUGUUUCUCAAAGAUCUCAAAGAAUUUUUAAAAACCAAAAUCAUAACCGGUUCUUAUGCAGGUGUAAAUACGACCAACUUUAGUUCGGAAGAUGAACGCAUAGCCACAUUAAGUUUCGUUAUAUUGGAUAAGAAUAAAAACUCUGCUUGGGAAAAGAAAGAAUGGAAAACUUUCCGGGAAUUGGUUAAUAAUGUAAAUAAUCUGCGUAAAUGUGGCCGAAAAAUGCCACGAUAUUGUGAUGUAAACGGUGAUAAGAAGAUAACACUUAACGAGUGGAUUGGAUGUCUGCAAGCAACAAGACUAGAUAUCACGGCAACAAAUGUGGGUGCUCAGAAUGAUGCCAAGCAACAAAACACCUCAACAAGUGACACAAAUUCAUCAUCAUCAUCAAAAACACCUAAAUUAAGUGGAUCGAAUCCAUUGGAACAGUAUCUCAAAGAUUAACUGUUUUAUUCAGAUGCUCUCACCGUCAACAACCUAUUUUAAGUUAAAACUAUAAAAACAAACAACCAACUUUUCUCAUUAUUGUUUUUAAGCAGGAAUAGAGAUACAACUCUACUCUAAGGCGAAACCAUUCCAUAAUGUUUCUCAUUUAAAUGUUAGCGAGAAUGGAUAAUUAUAUAUUUUUGUGAUUGUGUGUGUAUAUUAUUUUUUAGAAUUUUCAUUUUCGACAGAAUAAAAAGAAUUAUAAGAGUUGUAGGUUUUUUUUUUUUUAAGUGCCAUGCUGUUUGUAAAUUCCUUAAGAAUAUAAAAAUACGUUUAUAUUUCGAAGAUUCUUAACUCGUAUAAUGAUUUAAUCGACGUUAGGUUGAAAACUUGAAAAAAAGCGACAUUGCUUUGUUGUUUUUGUUGGUUUCUUGUAAAUAGAUAGAUGUCUGAGUUUAGAUGCUAAGAACAAUUUUUUUAAUUUAUAUAUUAUUAUUAUUAUUUGUAUUGAUUUUUUUGUUUAGUUACAAGAUGUAAGAUGAUUUUAUAUAUGUAUUUUAUAGUUGUUUAAAAUUAUAAUAAAGAAACAUUUAUUAUAGAACAUAAAUAAGUGAGGAAA
Messenger RNA from Musca domestica (house fly), 3369 nucleotides. RefSeq names its product SPARC-related modular calcium-binding protein 2 (gene magu). The transcript is spliced from 11 exons. NCBI's taxonomy places the organism in Eukaryota, Metazoa, Arthropoda, Insecta, Diptera, Muscidae. Gene Ontology annotation, cellular component: basement membrane. Gene Ontology annotation, molecular function: extracellular matrix binding; calcium ion binding; heparin binding. Bases 753 to 2768 code for a protein of 671 amino acids. Gene Ontology annotation, biological process: extracellular matrix organization. The record is from RefSeq and is a predicted model, not a curated record.